Messenger RNA from Oncorhynchus mykiss (rainbow trout), 3010 nucleotides. Lineage: Eukaryota; Metazoa; Chordata; Actinopteri; Salmoniformes; Salmonidae. The record is from RefSeq and is a predicted model, not a curated record.
ACACACACACACACACACACACACACACACACACACACACACACACACACACAAACACACAAACACACACACACACACACACACACACACACACACACACACACACACACCUCAUCCCUUGUCCAGGUGGCAGCCAAACCUAAAGAGUAGUGUCGGUGUGAAACAAUAAUCUCAGUCCCAGAGAUGGCGGCAGGAUCUCAACGCUUUCUACCACUCGGUCUAUGGAUAUUUCUCUUCAUCUUCACUACUGUAGCAGGGGUGAACCUGGAGGGGGAGCUGUUCAAGGACCUGAUGAGAGGCUACAACAAGAACGUCCGGCCCAUGGAGAAGAGUGGUGACAUCACACAGGUCACCGUCAAGAUGACCCUCACCAACCUUAUUUCCCUGAAUGAAAAGGAAGAAGCCCUUACAACCAGCGUCUGGAUUGAAAUGAAAUGGUGUGACUACAGGCUGAGGUGGGACCAAUCUCCCAGGUCUAUCCUGUACGGAAACCUCACCUCCCAGAUGAGGAUCCCAUCUAAGAGCAUCUGGCUGCCUGACAUCAUCCUGGAGAACAAUGUAGACGGAAAGUUUGAGAUAGCCAUGUACUGUAAUGCCCUGGUGUCUCCUGGUGGCUGUGUGUACUGGCUGCCUCCUGCCAUCUAUCGCAGCGCCUGCUCCAUCACCGUCAACUACUUCCCCUUCGACUGGCAGAACUGCACCAUGGUGUUCCGUUCCCAGACCUACAACGCUAACGAGAUAGAACUAGUUCUCACAGAGGAGGACAACCAGCCUGUGGAGUGGGUGGUGAUCGACCCCGAGGCUUUUACUGAGAAUGGGGAGUGGAUCAUCAAACACAGGCCUGCUAAGAAGAUGAUUAACCAGCGCUACACUAAAGAUGAGUUAGAGUACCAGGAAGUGGUGUUCUUCCUGAUGAUCCAGAGGAAACCUCUGUUCUACGUCAUCAACAUCAUCGUUCCCUGUGUCCUCAUCUCAUCCCUGGGCCUGCUCGUCUACUUCCUGCCUGCCAAAGCUGGGGGUCAGAAGUGCACCGUGUCCAUCAUGAUUCUCCUGGCCCAGACUGUCUUCCUCAUCCUCAUAGCCAACAAGGUCCCAGAAACCUCCCAGACUGUUCCUCUUAUCGGAAAGUACCUGAUGUUUGUCAUGUCCGUGACCACCAUCAUAGUAAUGAACUGUGUCAUCGUGCUGAACCUGUCUCUAAGAUCCCCCAAUACACACAUCAUGAACAAUAAAGUCAGGAAGGUCCUGCUGAACAUCCUGCCUCGGCUGCUGAGGAUGCAGAUGCGACCGUGGACACCGUCUGAGGACUGUGACCUCAGUGAUGGAACCGGUAAUGGUCACAGUCACAGUACCGACAGUGGGAGUAACAUAUUCCUAGUCCCCGGCCGGCGGCGCAGCUCCCUAGGACUCAUCAUCAAGGCAGAGGAAUACGUCAUGAAGACGGCCCGGUCUGAACUCAUGUUCUCCAGGCUCAGAGAGAGAGACGGCCUCAUGAAAUCUGCACUGGAGAAGAUCUAUAACAGUCUUGAGGGGAGUACGGCACAAGACCUGGGGACCAGCCUGGCGCAGGCCUCACCGGAGGUACGCCAGUGUGUGGAAUCCUGCAAACAUAUUGCCAAGAGUGCCAGGCAACAAAACAACUUUGAGAGUGAGAAUGAGGAGUGGUUCCUGGUUGGCCGGGUGAUUGACAGGGUGUGCUUCAUCGCCAUGGCGCUGUCGUUCUUCAUGGGCACCAUCGGAAUCUUCCUGAUGGGGCAUUUCAACCAGCCCCCCUCCGUACCUUUCCCUGGUGAUCCCAGGAAGUACCUUCCUCCGUUAGGGAAUAACAUCACCGAUCCCACUGGGAAUGACACUGGUGAAAAUCUACUGGGUUGAGAAAUGUCCAUAAACCAGGAAGAGGUCUGAAAAUGGCCCUAGAAAGGAAUGGGUUUUAGCACAGGUUAUUGUGGCUGCAGAAAGCUUUGAGAGAUCUUUGAUUAUGUAUGUAUUGGUGGUCUGAGACUGAAACUAAACCAUGUGGGUCUGUCACAGGUUUUGCAGUUUAUGAGUUUGCUCAUUCAGUGAGACAACAAAGAUUUUGACAGUGGAUUAUAGAUGUCCAUACUAAUUACAAAGGGAUAUGCUUGACCAUACGCACUGAUGCCUUAUAUGAUAUGUGUGUUUCAGAGAAAUGGUUGAAGGGGGUAUUUUUGAGUAAUAUGCUAAAGUUUUAUCACACUGUUAUGUUUACUUUCUUUAAGGCAACCCAACCCGGACUCAGGGGUAGACCUAAUAAAUGUAAAUCUGGUACACUCCAAUUAGUAUGAUAUGCUACGUUUCUUAAGGUAUGAAUUCAUUUGUGGAUGUCCAUCAUCCAUUUUAUAUAUUAUGUUACGAAUUACAAUUUGUACAAUAUGUUACGGAUUUCAAAACAUAUAUGUUACGAAUUACAAUUUGUUGUUACUAAUAUUAGCUAGGUGGCUAACGUUAACAUUGGCUAGGUGGCAAAUGUUAACGUUAGCUAGGUGGCUAAUGUUAGCUAGGUGGCUAUCGUUAGCUUGGCUAGGGGUUAGGGUUAAGGUUAGGAUUAAAGUUAAGCUAACGUGCUACGUAGUUACACAGUAGCUAAAAGGUAGUAAGUAGUUGUAAAGAUGCUAAUUAGACAAAAGCUAAAGUUGUAUGUGAUAAGAUUCAAACACACAACCUUUAGUUUGCUAGACCUUCGCAUUAUACGUCUACUCAUCCACCCCGACCAACCAUCCUACUUCAAUCUUAUGUAACCAUACCGAACAUAACAUGUCAUAAUAAUUUGAGUGUCCCGGAUUUACAUUUACUAUGUUACGUCUAGUCUAUGAGACCAUGCUGGGCAACCAUCAUCCAUCAUGUUUUUUGUAAGAUAGUUAAUUUAGUUGUGAUUUUGAUAUUAAUCAGCAAACACAGUGUUCUCUUUUCCAGAUUGAUGAUCAUACACAUGUUUUUUUUGUUUUGUUUGAAGAUUAACUUUGUUUCAUUAAAAGUAAAGGUAUAGCAA